AGUACGGAGUAUAUGCAAACAUAAACGCAAUGCUAGAAAUUGAAGAAAUUGCUAAAAUAGCAACAGGUUGAAAUAAACAAAACAUAAAAAAGAGAAGGAAAUCCUUGAUAAUCACUUUCUGCAAUGGAGAUUUCACUUCCCACUCUCUGCAAAGUAGAAAUCGUUUCUCAAAACUCUCUGACUAAGUGAUUCUGCGCUCUUAUUCUUGAGCUCAAUACCUAGGGUUCGCUCUCGACAAUCUGCUUUUUGCCUCGCAAUGAGGACCGAGGUUGCGGCGAUUCUGUUCACACUAGCGGCGGUGCUAAUCUGCAUUGAGGUCUGCGCGGGAGCGACCUUCUCCUUCCGGCUGAUUCACAGGUUCUCCGACGAAGCGGGUUCCGUUUGGGCGGCGAAGGGGAGACAAGGGCCGUGGCCGGAGCGAGACAGCGUGGAGCGAGCGAGGUUGCUCCUCAGCAGCGACUUUAAGCACCAGAGGCUGAGGCUUGGCUCUCAGAAACAGCUCCUUGUUCCUUCUGAAGGAAGCCAGACCUUUGACUACGGCAAUGACUGGAGCUGGUUGCAUUAUGCAUGGAUUGAUAUUGGGACACCAAAUGUUUCGUUUCUUGUUGCGUUAGAUACUGGAAGUGAUUUGCUUUGGGUUCCUUGUGAUUGUGUACAGUGUGCUCCAUUGUCCUCAAGCUACUACACUGUCUUGGAUAGAGAUCUGAACGAGUAUAGUCCAGCCCGAUCUAGCACCAGCAAGCAACUUCCUUGCAGCCAUCAAUUAUGUGAUCUUGGUCCUGACUGCAAAAGUCCUAAGGAGCACUGCCCAUACAUGGUUGACUACUUGUCAGAAAAUACAUCAAGUUCAGGAUUUCUUUUUGAGGAUCAGUUGCAUUUGAUCUUAUCUGGUGAACAUUCGCAUCAAGACUCUGCCCUGGCACCAAUCAUAAUAGGCUGUGGAAGCAAACAGAGUGGUAGCUAUUUGGAUGGAGCUGCUCCAGAUGGUGUUUUGGGAUUAGGACCUGGAAAAAUCUCCGUUCCAAGCCUGCUUGCAAAUUCUGGAUUGGUUCCACAUUCAUUCUCUUUAUGUUUUGACAAGAGCCAUUCUGGGAGAAUUUUCUUUGGUGAUCAAGGACCUGGAAAUCAAAGAUUUACCCCCUUUUUGCCACUUGAAGGGAAUUAUAACAAAUACAUUGUGGAGGUGGAACAUUAUUGCGUUGAGAGUUCCUGUUUAAAGCAGUCUGGAUUUCGAGCACAAGUUGAUAGUGGUUCAUCUUUCACUCUCCUACCUUAUGAGACCUAUAAGAAAGUUGUUAAUAAGUUUGAUGAACUAAUGAAUGCUACGAGGUCUAGUGUAGAUGUCUUUCACUACUGCUACAAGGCUCGUUCACAAGGUUUACCAAAUAUUCCCAGUAUGAAGCUCAUUCUUUCUGCCAACCAGAGUUUUGUGAUUCAGAAUCCCAUGUUUCCUAUUCUCAACUAUCAGGGAGUCCAAUAUUACUGUUUAGGUGUACUACCAAUUGAAGGAAUGUAUGGAUUAAUUGGACAAAACUUUAUGACUGGAUACCGAAUGGUAUUUGAUUGGGAGAAGUUGAAGUUGGGUUGGUCUGCUUCUAAUUGCAAGGAUUUGGAUGAUAAUGACAAGGUUCCUGUAACGCCUACCCCAAGCGGUUUAUCAGCAAGUCCAUUGCCAACAAACGAGCAGCAGAGAACCCCCAACGGUCAUGCAGUCGCCCCUGCCCUCGCUGGUAGGGCUCCUCCAAGACCAUCUGCAGCAUCACCUUGUACCAUUCACUGUCAGCAUUGUACUCUGAUUCUGCUUAUGCUACUACAAUCAUUUGUAUGGUUAUGUUACCUGGUUUGAUAUCUCUGUGCUGGUGUAUUUAUCUGUAAAUUCACUCACAGUUUCUUUAGUGAAGCCUCCCGUGUUGUUUCA
This is a messenger RNA of Ipomoea triloba (trilobed morning glory), 1918 nucleotides long. Its product is annotated as aspartic proteinase-like protein 1. Gene Ontology annotation, biological process: proteolysis. The record is from RefSeq and is a predicted model, not a curated record. The coding region runs from base 257 to 1846 and encodes 529 amino acids. The transcript has 10 exons. NCBI's taxonomy places the organism in Eukaryota, Viridiplantae, Streptophyta, Magnoliopsida, Solanales, Convolvulaceae. Gene Ontology annotation, molecular function: aspartic-type endopeptidase activity.